Messenger RNA from Chara braunii, 2765 nucleotides. Lineage: Eukaryota; Viridiplantae; Streptophyta; Charophyceae; Charales; Characeae. The record is from the annotation of a GenBank genome assembly.
GGGGGCCGUGACUUCCUACCUACUGGUAGCCCCAGUACCCCAGCAGUACCCCAGUACCAAACUCCCGCCCUAACGUUUUCCCCAUCCAGACCACGAAUGAUACCGGCUUAGGAUCACCAUAGCCGGGUUGUUCUGGUCUUGCAAGCUCGGAGGGCGAGAGGGAAAGGGAGUCCCGGCAGGGUAAUCAAAGGGAGCUGCGGCGUGCUGUCGUUUGUUCUUGCGCGUAUUACUCCCCCUUUUUUUGUUUUUGUUUUUGUUUUUGUUUUGUGUUGUGAUCGCUUUCCGACCCUUGCGGUCUCUCUCUCUCUCUCUCUCUCUCUCUGUGUGUCUCUCUGUGUGUGUACGCUUGUGCUCCCUCCUCCUCCCCGCGUUUUUUGGUUCCUCUCUCUCUCUCCCUCCCUCUGUGUACGCUUGUGCUCCCUCCCCCUCCCCGCGUUUUUUUCAUUCCUGAGACGAAAAAGGGGUUCCUGACUGCAGCGGCAGCACAGCGGCGGCGGCAGUUUGACAUCUGUAGCGUCGGGAUCUCGACUUAUCCAUCUUUGGACAUAGAUCUUGUCGCGGCUUGUGGAUAUGGCGGAAGCUUCUGAAGCGCAGAGGAAACGUGCGGCACUCAAUGACUACCGAAAAAAAUUAUUGAUACACAAGGAGCUCGACGCACAAGUUCGACGCUUGAGGGAGAGCGUGAAAGGUGCCAAGAAAGAGUAUGACAAAACGGAAGACGAUCUUAAGGCGCUGCAGAGCGUGGGGCAGAUCAUCGGAGAAGUAUUGCGUCAGCUGGACGAAGAACGCUUGAUUGUGAAGGCAAGUAGCGGUCCGCGGUAUGUUGUCGGGUGCCGGAACAAGGUAGAUAAGUCGAAGCUGGUGGCUGGAACGAGAGUAGCACUGGAUAUGACGACACUCACGAUUAUGAGGGCGCUGCCAAGGGAGGUAGACCCUGUUGUGUACAAUAUGCUCCAUGAAGAUCCGGGGAACGUCAGCUAUUCCGCGAUCGGCGGUUUGAGUGAACAGAUCAGGGAGCUGCGGGAGUCGAUCGAGCUGCCACUGAUGAAUCCGGAGCUGUUCUUGCGCGUUGGCAUAAAACCGCCGAAGGGUGUGCUGCUCUAUGGGCCACCUGGCACAGGAAAGACACUGCUCGCAAGGGCAAUUGCAAGCAACAUCGACGCAAACUUUCUAAAGGUUGUCUCCAGUGCUAUUGUGGACAAAUACAUUGGGGAGAGUGCGCGACUGAUCCGUGAGAUGUUUGGGUAUGCAAAAGACCAUCAGCCUUGUAUCAUCUUCAUGGAUGAGAUUGAUGCUAUCGGUGGGCGGAGGUUCAGUGAAGGCACAAGUGCCGAUCGUGAAAUUCAGCGCACUCUGAUGGAGCUCCUGAAUCAGCUUGACGGGUUCGACCAAAUCGGAAGGGUGAAGAUGAUUAUGGCAACUAAUCGACCCGAUGUGCUGGAUCCCGCUUUACUUCGGCCUGGAAGGCUUGAUCGAAAGAUUGAGAUUCCAUUGCCAAACGAGCAGGCACGGAUAGAGGUACUGAAGAUUCAUGCUGUUGGAAUUACGAAACAUGGUGAAAUUGACUAUGAAGCGGUGGUCAAACUGGCUGAGGGAUUUAAUGGUGCGGACUUGCGAAAUGUAUGCACAGAAGCGGGAAUGUUUGCGAUUCGUGACGAGCGCGACUAUGUUGUACAGGAGGAUUUCAUGAAGGCAGUCCGUAAGCUGAACGAUGCGAAGAAGUUGGAGUCAAGUGCACACUAUAGCACCGACUUUGGGAAGGAAUGACGGAUGGGGCAGAAGAUGGACAUUGUUGGGUUUUUUUUUUUUUUUUUGUUUCAUUCGGCGGGAAAUUCGAGUUAGGAGUUUUGGACUUGUAACCUCUCUUUUAUGCUCCUCUCCCUUUGUUAGACGUAGGAUGAAGAUUUAGGUGUUUCUGAAAUUCUGAAAUUCUGAAAUUCGUUUAUUUUUGUUUUCUUCUCGUUUCCCAACUAUUCAUGUGGAAUAACUGAAGGAUCGUUAAUGCUUGUUGUUGUUCUUGUUAUCCUUCUUCUUGGCCUUCUCUUUUAAAAAAGGGUCUGCGUUUCUCAUUUGCUGCCAAUCAACUUCAAUUGCUGUCGUCAUCUUCCUGUCGUGAGUUGUAUAGCAUUGAACCCCCCCGGAGGUUCUGCUGCACGGUGCAGUUUGUCUCUGAGCGAGAAGUCCCAUCUGGCGGUGGAGUGGAGCGCUCUCAGCCAUGCAAAGUAGGUGCACCACACAUAAAGCGCCAAAUGUUGUUCUGUGUUUACAAAUUUUGUAGAGAUUGCCGAUCACUCCUUUUGUGAAGGGCGACCGGCAGGGGCCCGUGAGGGGGCAGGUGCUCUUAUCACCCCCCACCUAGUGGUCCGAAGCUGGCUCUUUUUUUUUAAAAGGAAAAAAAGAAAUGGGCCUUUUGGGAAACAACGACGGGCAAGGAGGUUGCAUGUGUGAAUGAGCGAGAUAACUUCCUGUAAUCGAGAAGUAGAGGUUUUUACGCUCCAGUGGGGAUAUGGUUGGUUAUCACUUUGUGGGUGAAGUUCGGUGAACGGGUGGGGUGUACAAUGGGAGGUGGGGAGGGAGAUAUUUGGGCGCAGAUUAUAGCUGCAGAAUCGCCCAAAGAUAUACAUACAUACACUAAAAUAAAAACUCCGACGAAACAGUUUGUCACAGCCCCUUGUUUGUUGUCCUCUUCUGCCUCCCUGCCUACAGUCUACCGGGCAGCUCUUUUUGACGAUAUAUAUACACUUCAACAAAACAGUUUGUCACAG